AUGUUAUCCUCGAGAGCCUCUCUCGCCGCCACGAGGCGUCUAGUCCCCACUACGAGUUUCGCUCAACAAGCCGGUUGGACAUGUGCCCAGUGUCGCAACUCGAUUCCAACACUUCGAAAAGGGGUUCCGAGCCUACUUCGCGCGAAUGGCCCGACAACGAGACGAUAUGGCAGUAAGACUGGUGAAAACGGAGGGCGCCAGGACCAUAACUAUGGUGGCAGAUCGAGAGCCAGGAGGUCAGCUGUGCUGGCCGCAACAGGAGGUGGUGUCGCCGCCGCCGCCGCUACGGUUGGUGGAAGUUUACUUGCCUUCGGGGACGAUAUCAAGAACUCAUAUGAAGCGAUGGAGAGAACGGGCAGGGUGGCUGCCGCACUGAUGUGCCGACAGGACACUAAAGGUUCUAGAGCAGAGUGGUGGCAUCUUCAUCAAAGCGCAAUGAACUAUCUCCUCCCACCCGAAUGGACCACGACGUUCAUCCCCCUCCAAGAUAGAUGCCCCGUUUCCUCGUUCGAAUCGAUCCAAGCCAUGUUCAAAGCCGAUACUGGACAAGACCUUUUGGAUUACUUUUCCGAGUUCUCCCCCGAGCCGAUAGGUGCCGCCUCUCUUGCGCAGGUCCAUAUGGCUACGAUCAGGGAAACUGGUCAAAGGGUCGCCGUCAAAGUACAGCACCCAUCCCUUAAGAAAUGGGCCAAACUCGACAUGAACCUCACCUCGUUUACCUUUUCCACAUUGAAGCGCUUCUUUCCUGAAUAUGACCUCGAGUGGCUAUCCUCCGAAGUAGAGGUUUCGUUACCGCAAGAACUCAAUUUCGAAUGCGAAGCUGAGAACUCGAAACGGACAAAGGAGUACUUUGGGAGUCUGUCACAGCCUCUGCCGCUCGUGAUCCCGGAUGUGCUCUGGGCAAAGAAGCGCAUUUUGGUUAUGGCAUGCGAAACGGGCAAGAGACUGGAUGAUUUGGACUACAUGGACUCGCAAGGGAUCGACAGAGACGAGGUAUCUGCCACCUUGGCGAGGAUAUUCAACGAGAUGAUUUUUGGUGAGGGGGCCCCGCUGCACUGCGAUCCUCACGGAGGUAACAUCGCCAUUCGAAAGAACCACACUAGAAGAAGAGGACCGAACUUUGAUAUUGUGCUCUAUGACCACGGGCUGUAUAGAGAUAUCCCCCAGGAUUUGAGGAGGAGCUACGCCAAGAUGUGGCUGGCAGUGAUUGAUGGGGAUAUGGAAGGGAUGAAGAAGUAUGUCAACGAGGUGGCGGGCAUUGGGGAGGACAAGUUCCCUCUGUUUGCCUCGGCCAUCACUGGGAGGGACUUUAUGAUUGUGAGCGACACCAAUGAGGGUGGUGUGAUGAAGCCGAAGGAGGCGAGCGAGCAAAAGACCAUGAGCACUGCGUUGCAAGAGGGUUUGCUGGCGGACUUGGUGCAGAUGUUGGGACAAGUGCCGAGAAUUAUCCUGUUGAUUCUGAAGACGAACGACUUGACGAGGAGUCUGGAUGAGAGUUUGCAUACAAAGCAGGGGCCGGUCAGACAGUUCCUGAUUCUGGCCAGGUAUUGCAUGCGGACGGUGUUUUACGAGCAGCUGGAAGAGAUCAAGAAGAGAGGGAGUCUGUACUGGCCACCAAAUGCCAUCAGGGUGUUUGCCGCCUGGCUGGGAUUCUUGAGGGUAGAGUUGAAGCUUGAGGCGUUUGAACUCUGGUUGAGCGCGAAGCGGUUGCUGGGAUACAAGAACUUGGGGUUAGAGGCGGCUGCAUGA
Podospora anserina S mat+ is the source of this 1749-nucleotide messenger RNA. RefSeq lists its product as uncharacterized. The coding region runs from base 1 to 1749 and encodes 582 amino acids. NCBI's taxonomy places the organism in Eukaryota, Fungi, Ascomycota, Sordariomycetes, Sordariales, Podosporaceae. Gene Ontology annotation, biological process: mitochondrion organization; lipid homeostasis. The transcript is spliced from 3 exons. The record is from RefSeq and is a predicted model, not a curated record. Gene Ontology annotation, cellular component: mitochondrial inner membrane.